Messenger RNA from Mus pahari (shrew mouse), 5604 nucleotides. RefSeq names its product leucine rich repeat containing 8 VRAC subunit B (gene Lrrc8b). Gene Ontology annotation, molecular function: protein binding. The record is from RefSeq and is a predicted model, not a curated record. The transcript has 5 exons. NCBI's taxonomy places the organism in Eukaryota, Metazoa, Chordata, Mammalia, Rodentia, Muridae. The coding region runs from base 317 to 2728 and encodes 803 amino acids.
CAAUGGAGCGGCUCCGGGGCGGCGAGCCCGGCAGCGCCGGGGCUUCCCGCUGAGCCGCAGCCGCCGGAGUGCGGGCGCCAGCCGCUCGGCUCGCCCCGGCCGGCCGGGCAGCUCUGGCCCCGGGGGCUCCGACGCGAAGGCAUUCCUCGGAUCAAAACUACUUGCAGAGUUUCCGGUUGACCAGCAUUCAUAGGAAUGAAGACAAAGUCAGAGAUGGUGUGUCUGAGAAACUUCAAAAGGUGUAGACCUCCCGAUUGAAGCAUACCUGAUUUGGUUCAUUUUCCUUCAUAAUACCUCUCCUCUCUACAAGGGAGUCAUGAUUACACUAACGGAAUUAAAAUGCUUAGCAGACGCCCAGUCAUCCUACCACAUACUGAAGCCGUGGUGGGAUGUCUUCUGGUAUUACAUCACCCUCAUCAUGCUGUUGGUGGCUGUGCUGGCCGGAGCCCUGCAGCUCACCCAGAGCAGGGUUCUGUGCUGUCUUCCCUGCAAGGUGGAAUUUGACAAUCAGUGCGCUGUGCCUUGGGACCUCCUGAAAGCCAGUGAGAACGCGUCUUCUAACUCGGGCCUGCCGCUGCCGCUGCCGCUCCGUAUCCAGAACGACCUCCACCGGCAGCAGUACUCCUACAUCGAUGCUGUCUGCUACGAGAAGCAGCUCCAUUGGUUCGCCAAGUUUUUCCCCUAUCUGGUGCUUCUGCACACCCUCAUCUUCGCAGCCUGCAGCAACUUCUGGCUUCACUACCCCAGCACCAGCUCGAGGCUGGAACACUUUGUGUCCAUCCUCCACAAGUGCUUCGACUCUCCGUGGACCACGCGCGCCCUGUCAGAGACAGUGGCCGAACAGUCCGUGAGGCCCCUGAAGCUCUCCAAGUCCAAAACCUUGCUCUCAACCUCAGGGGGCUCUGCCGACAUUGACGCCAGCAAGCAGUCAUUGCCCUACCCACAGCCAGGCUUGGAGUCGCCUGGCAUAGAAAGCCCAACUUCUAGCGUCCUGGACAAGAAGGAGGGCGAACAAGCCAAGGCCAUCUUUGAAAAAGUGAAGAGGUUCCGCCUGCACGUGGAGCAGAGGGAUAUCAUCUACCGGGUGUACCUGAAGCAGAUCAUCGUCAAAGUCAUCCUGUUUGUCCUUAUUAUAACCUACGUCCCCUACUUUCUCAGCUACAUAACUCUUGAAAUCGACUGUUCGAUCGAUGUGCAGGCAUUUACAGGCUAUAAGCGCUACCAGUGUGUCUACUCCUUGGCAGAAAUCUUCAAGGUCCUGGCUUCCUUUUACGUCAUUCUGGUGAUGCUUUACGGCCUCACGUCCUCCUACAGCUUGUGGUGGAUGCUGAGGAGUUCCUUGAAACAGUACUCCUUUGAGGCUCUCAGGGAGAAAAGCAACUACAGUGACAUCCCCGAUGUCAAGAACGACUUUGCCUUCAUCCUCCACCUGGCUGACCAGUACGACCCCCUGUACUCUAAGCGCUUCUCCAUCUUCCUGUCGGAGGUCAGCGAGAACAAACUGAAACAGAUCAACCUCAACAACGAGUGGACCGUGGAGAGACUGAAGAACAAACUCGUGAAAAACUCCCAGGACAAGAUCGAGCUGCAUCUCUUCAUGCUCAACGGUCUCCCGGAUAACGUCUUUGAGUUGACGGAGAUGGAAGUACUGAGCCUAGAGCUCAUCCCGGAGGUCAAGCUGCCAGCUGCGGUCGCUCAGCUCGUCAACCUCAGGGAGCUCCACGUGUACCAUUCGUCCCUGGUGGUCGACCACCCCGCCCUGGCCUUUCUAGAGGAGAACUUAAGAAUCCUCCGUCUGAAAUUUACGGAGAUGGGGAAGAUCCCACGCUGGGUGUUCCACCUGAAGAACCUCAAGGAGCUGUACCUGUCAGGGUGCGUGCUCCCGGAGCAGCUGGGCAGCUUGCACCUGGAAGGCUUCCAGGACUUGAAGAACCUGAGGACCCUCUACUUGAAGAGCAGCCUGUCCCGGAUCCCUCAGGUGGUGACAGACCUGCUGCCCUCCCUGCAGAAGCUGUCCCUUGAUAAUGAGGGGAGCAAACUGGUUGUGCUGAACAACCUGAAGAAGAUGGUCAAUCUGAAAAGCCUGGAGCUCCUCAGCUGCGACCUGGAGCGCAUCCCCCACUCCAUUUUCAGCCUGAACAACCUGCACGAGCUGGACCUGAAGGAAAACAACCUCAAGACGGUAGAGGAGAUCAUCAGCUUCCAGCACCUCCCGAGCCUCUCCUGCCUGAAGCUCUGGCACAAUAACAUUGCUUACAUCCCCGCGCAGAUCGGAGCGCUGUCUAACCUGGAGCAGCUCUUCCUGGGUCACAACAACAUCGAGAGUCUGCCCUUGCAGCUUUUUCUAUGCACCAAACUACACUACUUGGAUCUAAGCUAUAACCAUCUGACCUUCAUUCCCGAGGAAAUCCAGUACCUGACCAAUCUGCAGUACUUUGCUGUGACCAACAAUAACAUUGAGAUGCUACCAGAUGGGCUGUUCCAGUGCAAGAGGCUUCAGAGUCUACUCCUGGGAAGAAAUAGCCUAACAGACUUGUCCCCUCUGGUGGGGGAGCUGUCAAACCUCACCUACCUGGAACUCACCGGUAACUACCUGGAGACACUGCCUGUGGAGCUGGAAGGGUGUCAGUCUCUGAAACGGAGCUGUCUGAUUGUCGAGGACAGUUUGCUCAAUUCCCUCCCACUUCCCGUGGCAGAACGCUUGCAGACUUGCUUAGAUAAAUGUUAACCUGAAGAUCAGAUUCAAGCCAAAAGCAGUUCUAAAGAGGCCCUGGGAUAGGAGGAGGAACUUUCCUAAGUUAUAAAAAUGAGAGAUGGCUGGUGACUCUGGCAUGCCAUAACCAAAAAUCUUACCAAAUAACCCAGUGUCCAAAUCAAGCAGUUAAAUUAAAUAUCAACACCGGAGUUUUGUGAAUAACCAAUGCUUAAAUUAUUGAGAUGUAAAAAAUUAUACGUCGAAGGUGGAUUGAGAGGUGUGCUGUUAUGGAAACCUUACCUUUCACGUCUUAUCUUCAGGACCCUGUCUCACCCCCACCCCUAACCCGUUACUUAUUUGCAUACAUGUUUUCAUAGGACCUUGUAAUCUGAUAUUUAACUCCAUGAAGACUUGUCGGUAUAACGCUCCUUGAUGUGUGCUCACCACUGGCUUUGAUUUAUAUUGUUCCGUUUUUUUUUUUUUUUUAAGCAGCGUGCAUCACGCUCAGCAGAAUUCCAUCUUGGCUGACUUCUCUGCUCCUUUCUCAUUUUGCUGGAAUCUUCAUCCAAGUUUCUCUGAUAGUCCUGGGAUAGUGCAUACGUUUGGCGUUUGCCUAGAACAGGAGCCAGGGUUUCUAGGACAUGCAAACUUCUGAGCACCCUAAAAAUUAAUGCAUCCUCAAAAUGUCUUCUGGUAUAUCAUCAAAGCCUUUUUUAAAUAUGUUAAAAUUUUUUAUAUGAAAUAUAAAAUAUUUUCUACUGUAUGAUCUCAGAUGCUACAUCUACAAAAACACCUUUUUGUAAGCAGUAAACAUGUGCUUCUCUGUAAGAAUUUAAUGAUUCUUGGUUUUGGCUGAUUAUGAUUCUCAUGUUUGUAUGCAUUCUGCUCCAAAAAUUUUUGUACUCUUGCAACUAAUUACUGCAACCAAUUUGGAUGACAAAAAGCCUUGUGUUUUGCUCCCUAACGUCUUUGAGGAUUUCCUCUUGAGAGGACAGGAGGGCUGCUGAACCACCUACCUCUCCUUGCUGUUGUCCAAGAGUAUGGGAACAACCCUUCAAUUACUUAAAAACUGCAACCAAGGGGAGAGGGCAAGAUCUAGAUUGGAAAAUUGAUUGGAAAAUACUUUGUAAGAUGUAGGGCCCCUCCCCAUCUGCAUGAUCUCUCGAUAUGAUUAUGAAAGAAGCCAUCUAUUCAGAAUCUAACUGAGCCCAUUAAAAUGACAUCUAUCUCAUAGGCUGCCUUGUGACCCCUGGGAUAUGUCAUGCUCCUCCCGACAAAGAGCUUUGUGUUUGGCCCUUUUUAUCAUGCAUAUUGUUGAAUAAAUAAAAUUGACUGGCUUACACUGGGGAAGUGGACAUUGUAGUAUGUUUUUCUCUCAUAAGUCUAGGCAUUAUGAACCCACCUCUUUUUGGACAUAGCUGUCAAAUAAUCCAUUAACUGCAUCUACAAAAAAACUGGAAAACACUUCUAAGGAGUCCCCUAAACACAAAGCUGCGGCAUGUCGUUUUCUCCUGAUUGUUCUAGAAAGAUGAAAAUGUCUCUCAGUAGCCAUAUAUACCUGAUGUCUAGAGAAGAGAAUUUCAUGGAGGAAACCUGAGUAAAGUUAGUUACAAAGAACAUACCGAAGGUCCUAAACUGCCUAACACACUAUGGAUAGACUAAAAGAGACAUCUUAGCAAAGCUUGCCUUUGUUAGAAUGUCCAAGUUCUCAGGGACCUAGGCAUAACUGGCUCUCACUGGGGCCUCAUGGACAGGCCCUGGCUUACCCAGGCUUUUCUUAUUUUUACUGUUUUAAUAAUGUGAGUUGAUAACUGACAUUUUCCAGUAAAGUCAUCAUGUAGACCAAUUCCAAAGUUGACUGGAAUUGUCUGAAGUUUUGAACAUUAAAUGUGAGUGAGGUUUCAAUACUAUCAAUUGUGCUUCAUAGGAACUAAAAAAAUUCCACCCUAACCAGUUCAGACUUUCUAAGCCUUCCCCUAAUGGAGAAAUUCCCUGUGCCUUUGUUUUCCAGUAUAUGCAUCAUUGGCUAACUGGUCUACCUCCUCAAAGCAGUUCCCUAGGUGAGGUGUGAGCCGCUUUCCACACACAAGGCUGUUGUUACUGGUGAAGACCAUAUUGCUCUUGAUACAACAGCUUUAAAGUGUCUCUUGUAUUUAACACUGAUGCGUCAUUGUUGAGGUAGCUUUUCAAUCUAACACUAAGACAAUGGACAACACAUUUACCACCCGACAGAGAUUUGCUAACCUAAGUGUUGAUAGUCACCUUACUGAAGAAAAUAAAAGCUUACAAAUUAUCAUGAGAUUAAAGUCUCAUGAUAAAAAUAUUCUUCCAAAAACCAAAUGUAGAGGGUCAAAAACAAAACUUUGGCCUAUACUAAAAUAAUAUGGGUUCAUUUGUAUACCCACAAACAUGGAGAGAGAUGUAUAGCUUCAUUUUUGCAAAUUUCAGUUUUCAAUGUUUUUCUGAAAAUUGCAGGAGGUUAUAGGUUAGUCUGAGGAUAGCAACUUUUUUAAUUCAUUAUUUUUAAUCAUGAAGUAUUCAAUUUCCAUAAAAUCAACUCUAGUUUGAGAAGUUACCAUGUGUUCCCACAAAGGCAGAGUUUUUCCCCUCAUCUACAUCAGGGUGGAUUUCUGCAGCAUAAUUAUACUGAAAUUUUUAUUUUAACCUUCUGUGUAUUACCAUUUUUUCUGUUACUUAUAAACAGGUUGAAUCAGGGUAUGUGAAAUCGUUGGGCUCUCAGUGAUAAUGGCAAGCUCUAAUUUGUGUGCUGCAGUAUGCUAAAGUGGUUUAUGCACGUGACAUUAUUCGUUGAUGGUGAAAUGGUUAUGCUUGUGUUUCAUAAUUCUGAUAUCAUGUUUAAUUAAAACAGCACAUGAUGUUGAUGGGUUCAUUAAAAUAGCCAACACUUA